UCCAACACUCAAUGCCUUCCUCAAGUGUUUCGGCCGCUACAAAGACGCCUUUUCCGGUUUCCCUUUCAUAAGUUGCAUCCAGUUACAGCACAUUGACAUCAACGUUAUGAAAACCUUUGUCAGUCCAGGAAAUGCUGUAUGCUGCAGCUUACUGUCUUUCUGUGGUAUCAUAUUUCUUGUUCUUUUAGGAAUGGCUUUUGAUGCCAAAGUUGAAGUGUUGACAGAGACUAUUAACGAUCCAGAUGACCCGCAUGUCACAGCAAAGGCUUGUUUCAGUGCCGCUAUCGUCUAUGCUUGUUUUCUUGGUUUUUGCGGGUGUCAGAUGUUGGUACACAAAUACAAUUCUCGCAAUCAGAUUCAUUUAUAAACCGACAUACGUUUUUCAGAGUAGAUGUCAAAUAUUAUUUUCCACUUAUUAUCUUGCCAACCUUUUGAUAUCCACCGAACAAUACACACACAUACAUAAAAGAUACUCUCUUGAAUAAAAGAAAUAAAAGCAGAAAGCAAGACUCUCGACACGCCAUUGUUUCAAACUAAACGGGAGGAAUGGUCAUGCAAU
Messenger RNA from Mycotypha africana, 559 nucleotides. RefSeq lists its product as uncharacterized. Gene Ontology annotation, molecular function: RNA endonuclease activity. The coding region runs from base 107 to 367 and encodes 86 amino acids. The record is from RefSeq and is a predicted model, not a curated record. Lineage: Eukaryota; Fungi; Mucoromycota; Mucoromycetes; Mucorales; Mycotyphaceae. The transcript is spliced from 3 exons.